Acanthosepion pharaonis is the source of this 546-nucleotide messenger RNA. Lineage: Eukaryota; Metazoa; Mollusca; Cephalopoda; Sepiida; Sepiidae. The record is from the annotation of a GenBank genome assembly.
AUGAUCUGUCUCGCCAAUCCUCUAUCGAAAGAUAUCACGUGUCGGAAGAUACAUGAUCUGUCUCGCCAAUCCUCUAUCGAAAGAUAUCACGUGUACCGGAAGAUCGAUCUGUCUCGCCAAUCCUCUAUCGAAAGAUAUCACGUGUACCGGAAGAUACAUGAUCUGUCUCGCCAAUCCUCUAUCGAAAGAUAUCACGUGUACCGGAAGAUACAUGAUCUGUCUCGCCAAUCCUCUAUCGAAAGAUAUCACGGAAGAUACAUGAUCUGUCUCGCCAAUCCUCUAUCGAAAGAUAUCACGUGUACCGGAAGAUACAUGAUCUGUCUCGCCAAUCCCUAUCUAUCGAAAGAUAUCACGUGUACCGGAAGAUACAUGAUCUGUCUGCCAAUCUAUCCGAAAGAUAUCCGUGUACCGGAAGAAAGCCAAUAUCAAGAUAUCCGUGUACCGGAAGAAUCUGUCCGUAAUCCUGUAUCGAAAGAUAUCACGUGUACCGGAAGAUCGCAUGAUCUGUCUCGCCAAUCCUCUAUCGGACGUGUAGAAGAUACAUGA